This is a messenger RNA of Sinocyclocheilus anshuiensis, 3950 nucleotides long. RefSeq names its product thyroid hormone receptor-associated protein 3-like. The record is from RefSeq and is a predicted model, not a curated record. Gene Ontology annotation, biological process: positive regulation of transcription by RNA polymerase II. Bases 294 to 2903 code for a protein of 869 amino acids. Lineage: Eukaryota; Metazoa; Chordata; Actinopteri; Cypriniformes; Cyprinidae. Gene Ontology annotation, molecular function: DNA binding; transcription coregulator activity. The transcript has 11 exons. Gene Ontology annotation, cellular component: mediator complex.
GCGCACGCAUGUGUUGAUCAGGAAGCUCUGGGUCUGAGCUGCUUCGAAGCAUCUUGCGUUUCCUGAGGAGACCAAAUGGCCACUUUUCAGUUUCAUUACUUAGAAACCAUACAUAACUGAACUCGUAUAGGUUCUAUGUGCGAAAUAGAUCAGUAUAUUUCAAAUCAGACGUAUAUUGAUCAGUAUUUGGCGUAUAAUACAGGUUAUUCUUCCGUCGCGUGCGCGUAGCGCUUCAGCCAGCGAGCUCGCUUUAAUCACAUCAGACUAGCCCCUCAUAUACUGUGAAUAUAAAGAUGUCCAAGCCCCCAAAUUCUGCGUCUCGGUCCCGGUCCAGAUCCAGGUCUAGAUCGCGGUCCUACACACGAUCUCACUCCAGGAGUCGCUCCCGCUCAAGGUCCAGAAAGCGUCGCUACAGCUCUAGAUCAAGAUCCCGUUCACACAGCAGAGAGAGGAACUAUCCUUCCAGAGAUUUCCAGAACAAUCGUGGGUAUAACCGUGGUUUCCGUGGCUACCGGAGACCCUUUCAGUACCGGGGCAGAGGGCGUGGCUACUUCCCACGAGGUAACUAUCAUAGAGGUGGCAGCAACUAUGGUUACCGUUCCAACAACUGGCACGGCCAUAGAGACCACCAGCAGCAGCAGCAGCAGUACGACCACUCGUACAGCCCUAGGAGAGGGCGCUCGCGUUCCCACACGCCACGGAAAAGAUCAGCAAGCCGAAGCCGCUCGCGCCAUUCCGAUAGAUCAUCCUCUGUGCAUUCCAGACGUUCCAGCUCUUCCUCCCGUUCCUCAUCCCCACGUCGACGCAACUCUACCGUUGGACGACUCCAUUCUAAAGAUCGCAAAGAAAGGGGUUCACCAAGUGAAAGCAAAGGAACCAGCAAGGAAUCAUCCAAGCCUACAGGAAGCACCCCAGAGGAACCCAGUAGCAAGUGGGAAGGCUUAACUAACUACGAUGCCAGCCCCAAACGCAAAGCUGCAUCUUCUGGUGGUCUGUCAGAGAUCAAAGUGUCCAUUUCCGGAGGUGCUGGCAAUGGUGGUCCACUGUGGCGAAGCAUCGGCCCUGCCAGUAAAAGUCCACUGGCAAAGACGUCAAGCUCAACUGACUUCGGGUCCUUCUCAAAGGAAGACUUGAAGACCGAAGACAAAUCAGCCUCCAUUUCGUCCGCUUUCAAAAAGUUUUUGGCAGAAAAGAAAAAGCCCUUAUCAGACAGGGAUAAUGGCAGGGGUGAGACUUUAAGCUUGGGCGACGCAGACAGCGAGAAGAGCGGCAGCAAGUUGAGAGCGGUUUUCAACGCGUCUGAUUCUGGCUAUGAUGGCUCAAAGACUGACAAAGGACUUCCAUUUCUGGAUGCAGAAGAAGAGGAGUAUCGCCAGGAAAUGAAAGACAGGAAGACUGAGGAAGAAUCCAAGUAUAAGGACAAACCUCUUGUCACAAUGCGGGACUUAACCGAAGAGCGUUUUGGGAAAUGGGAUGAAGAUGUUGAAGAGGAACUGGAUGAGGAACUUUAUCGCAGUCGGAAGCAUGCGUCUAGAAAAGAAGAGAAGGCCUCCAAGAAGAAAGAAAAGAAGAAGAGUAGGAUCAGUCCAUCCUCUCCAUCGCCAUCCAGAGUAUCAGAGAAUAGAGGCAGGCCACUGUUUCCAGCUGGAAGAGAGGCCACACCCCCAGCUAAAUCCUCAGCGAAGAAAGACCCGCAGUUUAAUUUCAGUAUAAAGGCAUUCACUGAUGAUGGAGAAAGCUCAUCAGGUGCAUUAGCUAAAGAAAGACGUUUGUCACGGGAUCUUGUGCACCCUGGUAAAAAAGAUCAUGAGGGGUUUCAAUCGAUCUUCCAGCAUAUUCAGUCUGCUCAGCUUCGCAGAAGCCCUUCAGAGCUAUUUGCUCAACAUAUAGUCACCAUAGUACAUCAUAUUAAAGCUCAACAUUUCCAAUCAUCUGGGUUGACUCUGAGUGAGCGAUUUGGAAUAUACCAAAGAAAAGCUGCAGAGAUGGAAAAGAUGAAGCCGAGGAAGAGUCCUGAGAUCCACAGGCGAAUCGAUGUGUCUCCCAGUGCUUUUAAGAAGCACUCUCACCUGUUUGAGGAUUUCGAAGAGAGCGGCUACAAGGAUCAUGGUAAAAGGCAUGAGGGCGAUUCAUUGGACCUUCGCUUGGCUAUUGAGCGCCCUAAAAAGCGAGAGGGGGGAAAGAGUUCAGCUGGCUGCCAUGAACUCUCCCCUGACAGAUCCUCCAAAAACAAGAAAUCAAAGAAAAGCAAAAAGAAGCGAGAACGCUCUCCCUCCUCCUCUUCUUCCUCCUCCUCCUCUCCCUCCCCUCGUCAGUACAGAGUGAAAGAGUACCAUCCGGAGGAGCACAUGGAGGGAGGAGGGGGUUUUAACAAGGCCCGUCUGGGGUCAAGGGAGUAUCCGGGACCCAUGGAUCGCGGCCCCCGGGACUAUGAGGGCCACAUGGACCGGGGUUAUGAGAGGGGCAGAGGAGGAUACGACCGAGGAGGAUAUGACAGAGGUCAUGGGGGUUACGAUCGGGGAUUUCCGAGAAUGAGAGGAAGAGGAUGGAACCGGGGAAACUACCCAGGCAACAACAACAACAACAACCCUCCCAAUAUGGGCGGCCCUUCACGACCCCCGGAUGAGGAGUGGGACCCUGAAUACACCCCCAAGAGUCGGAAAUACUUCCAGCACGACGACCGGGACAAGGAAGGGGAGAUGAAGUGGGUGGACACUCGGGGGCGCGGCAGAGGAAAUUACCCACGUGGCAGGGGCACCUUCUUGGUUCGCAAGAGCGGCGGCAGCCCCAAGUGGACCCACGACAUGUUCCAGGGCAACGCUGAAGAGGGAGAAAUUGAAGAUGGAGGCGCAGAGCACAAAGAUGACGACAAGUCUGGGGAAAACACAGCUUCCAAGCCAUAGACUGAUUUGUAUCCAUUUGUGUCUGUUCUUCUCUACUGUCUCUAACUCUGUGAGAGCCCUCGUGAAAAAUGCAUCUUUGUGUGUUCAGAUGUUGGACUGCAGAACCCCAAAUGGUAGAGCCAUGUCAUUUAUAGCAACAAACCAUCUGCUAUUAUUUUUCAGUUUAUUUUUUCCUUUCAUUUUUGGGGUUGUGGGGGGUGAUUGAAAAUAUAAAUUCUGCCAUUUGGUGGCUAAAAUUAAUUGAUUUUCAUUUAAAAAGUGCAAUAAAUCUGUGCACUUGUGCCUUAGAUUUAACUGUAGUUUUAUGAUUCCUUUUUUACUUUUUUAUUUUUAAUUUUCCCAGUAGAUUUCCCCUUUUCUGUUUGGAAGUGUAUGUAAAUUCAUUUAUACAUGCUGCAAUCUUUUAUAUUUCUUCUCUUUUGGUGUAUGGUUCAGUCUCAUUGGCGCAUAUCCCUUGUGGACCAAUACACUGUGUAGUGGGCCGAUUUUCUCCAGAAAAUUGUGUUAAAAAUGUAAAGAUUCAUUCUUCCUAACCAAUUGGCUCUCGGCUAUAUUUAACAUCCGGUUUAGUUAAUUUUCUUACCUUAAAUUAUGCCACUGACUAAAAAAAUUGUCCACUUACUUUGUGAAGUGUAAUUAAAAAGUUUUUUUUUCCUGUUUUGAGCAACAAAAAAAUUGUCAUAAGUUUUAGAUUGUCAUUCAUCAGAUUUUAAAGUGUAGAUAAUAAUAGAACAUGCAAGAUGAAGCUUAUGAUGCAUUUAUUGCAUUGUUGUGUUAAACUAUCAAACUAAUUGUAAAAUAGUUCAUGCUGCAUGUUUAGAUCAUGUGGUUUUUCUGCCAUUGAUCUCUGUACGCUGCACUGUUCACUUGUGCUGUAAGGAUAUAACCGGAGGACUCGGCUGCUUUCUUUUCAGCGUAGAAAUCCUGCUUUGUGAUGACAGUACUGUAAUGCUGUGACUCAACAUUCUGUUAACAUUUACAAUCUGUUAACUCCGUGCUUUCUGUCUCCAUGGUAAAUUUGAAAUAAAACCCGUCCUCUGUUUGGUA